Pleurotus ostreatus (oyster mushroom) is the source of this 492-nucleotide messenger RNA. RefSeq names its product Ubiquitin-conjugating enzyme E2 2 (gene UBC2). Bases 1 to 492 code for a protein of 163 amino acids. Gene Ontology annotation, molecular function: ubiquitin conjugating enzyme activity. Gene Ontology annotation, biological process: proteasome-mediated ubiquitin-dependent protein catabolic process; protein polyubiquitination; DNA repair. The record is from RefSeq and is a predicted model, not a curated record. Gene Ontology annotation, cellular component: HULC complex. NCBI's taxonomy places the organism in Eukaryota, Fungi, Basidiomycota, Agaricomycetes, Agaricales, Pleurotaceae. The transcript is spliced from 3 exons.
AUGUCCACGAACUGUCGCCGCCGUCUCAUAAGAGACUUCAAACGAUUGUCCACGGAUCCGCCUGGUGGGAUCUCGGGGAGCCCAUGUCCCGACAACAUAAUGCUAUGGAACGCUGUCAUUUUUGGACCAGCCGAAACGCCAUUCGAAGACGGCACGUUCAAGCUUCUCCUCACUUUUGAUGAAACAUACCCCAAUAAGCCCCCCACCGUCAAAUUUUUGUCUCGCAUGUUCCACCCCAACGUCUACGCCAACGGAGAGCUAUGUCUCGACAUUCUCCAAAACCGCUGGUCGCCUACGUACGACGUCGCCGCCAUCCUCACAUCCAUCCAAAGUCUGCUGCACGAUCCCAAUCCGAACAGUCCGGCAAACGCGGAAGCUGCGCAGCUGUACAGGGAAAACAUGAAGGAGUACGUUCGUCGUGUGAAGGCAACAGUAGAAGAGAGCUGGUUGGAUCCAGAGGAGAAGAUUCAGACAGACGAGGGCUCGCAGUAA